Messenger RNA from Drosophila montana, 489 nucleotides. RefSeq names its product pre-mod(mdg4)-X (gene pre-mod(mdg4)-X). Lineage: Eukaryota; Metazoa; Arthropoda; Insecta; Diptera; Drosophilidae. The transcript is spliced from 3 exons. The record is from RefSeq and is a predicted model, not a curated record. The coding region runs from base 95 to 322 and encodes 75 amino acids.
AAAUUUCUGCAAAUGCUAUGAACUUCGGGUGCAGCGCAGCUAUCGUCUGGUGGCCAAUCGACGCGGCGGUCAGAAUCUCGUGUACAAUGGGCACAUGUACACCGUCGAGCGCAAAUAUCUGACGACCAUCAACUGGGUGUGCACCAAGAAUAGCAACGUGAAGAUUCGCUGCCCGGCACGCUGCGUAACAACAGCCGGCAGCAGCCGCAACAGCAUCAAGCUGAGCCAUCGCAAGCACAAUCAUGCCAGCAAUAUGUUCAAAAUGCACAAGCCUCGGCCAGUGUUGCCAGCUGAAUCCAAAGUUAAAAAUAGCUGCAGUUAGCUAUAAAUUGUCAACAGGAUUGCUGCCUCCUCCUCGCCACGACGCCGACGCAUCACCUACAGACGCCGCGCCGGCUGCCUGCUCAUCGACGGCUUUCGGUUUGUGAUCAGCUAUCAGCAGCGGAAGCGCUGCUAUCUGAAGUGUUCCAAUUUUCGGAGCCAGUGCCG